Messenger RNA from Daphnia pulex (common water flea), 4053 nucleotides. It is a transcript of the gene Mondo, whose product is annotated as carbohydrate-responsive element-binding protein-like. The coding region runs from base 313 to 3384 and encodes 1023 amino acids. Lineage: Eukaryota; Metazoa; Arthropoda; Branchiopoda; Diplostraca; Daphniidae. The transcript is spliced from 16 exons. Gene Ontology annotation, molecular function: protein dimerization activity; RNA polymerase II cis-regulatory region sequence-specific DNA binding; DNA-binding transcription factor activity, RNA polymerase II-specific. Gene Ontology annotation, biological process: regulation of transcription by RNA polymerase II. The record is from RefSeq and is a predicted model, not a curated record. Gene Ontology annotation, cellular component: nucleus.
GGUUUUUGUUUCCUUGCGCCCAUUCCUUGAAAGAAAAUGUUACCGAUACAAGAUGGCGCGCGAAGUGCAUUGCUUUUCAGCAGUUAACAAAAGUUAACGACGAACUUUUCAGUGCUUUAUCAUAACUUCGCUGAUCAGAGACUAAUGGCCUCCAGUCCAGUUCGAUGGAUCUGGAAAAUAUUUAGCAUGCCUUUAUUGGUAGACCUUUGUGUCAACAAAAGUGGACUUUGACUUGGAGAAAGAAAAUUAUUGUUGUUGUGAUCAUCUCUAAAGGUCUCCUCAGUUCCUGUAGUGACGAACAAAAUCGGGAAAAUGACAGGCGGUAACUCUCCAACAUCGCAGAGCUCUCAGAAUCAAUCAAGACAAGCAUCCCCGUUACAUGCCGGACAGCAGCAACAAAUGUGCCAGGAUGGCCAACCACAACAACUCAGGAAAAAAUCUAAAGAGAUCAUCCAUUCGGGACACUUCAUGGUCUCAGAUUUUGAAGCUGAAGGAAGGGAUGAUGAUGACGAUGAGUUAGCCAUCCCUGUGCCUGAAGAUGCUGAAGAUUCUGCUGUUCUAGUUGGAUCAGGUGCAGUAGCCACGAUUAAUGCAGCUGGUGACCUUGCCGGAUCUUGCAGCAAUCAAGGAUCAUGUUCAGUGGCAAGCACAAUCUGGCCCAAAAAACCUGACUCCAUUUCAUCAGGUUUCACAGCAGAUACUGGAAAUUGGAUUCAGAAGAAUAUAGGAUCAACAUUCUCUUGUGAGGAUCUUCCAAUCCAGACAGCAGAGGAUUUGAUGGUUCCUGCAGUUACCAUAGACCAAAGUCUCACUAAGCUGUUUCAAUGCAUGACCCUGGCUUAUAGUUCAAAGCUGACGUCCCCACGCUGGAAAAACUUUAAGGGAUUACGCCUACAGUGGAAAGAUAAAAUUCGUCUCAACAACUUGAUUUGGCGUUGCUGGCACAUGCAGUUUAUUGAAAGAAGAAACACAGCUGUGUGUCAGUUUGCUUCCCCUCUAGAAGUGGACCAACACAACAAACCUGAGGCCGUCGUACUUGAGGGUAAAUAUUGGAAGCGUCGAUUAGCGACCGUCACCGCUGAAUACAAAAAGUGGCGAAUCUUUUUCAAAAAUCAAAUGAUGGGUCGUGCAUCCAAAGAUCUCAACGAUAUCACCAUGUGCGGGGAAUUCGAUCACUUAGAUUGGUUUGCUCCGCGGAGCAACGGCAGUUUUAACUCAGGGACGGGUUCCCUCGCAUUGGAUGAUGACCUCUUCAUGGACUUUUCUGAUACGCUCUUUUCAAGCUUAUCAUCUAAUCAGCCUUUUCCCUUCCCCAAUCCCAGAGAAAUCGCGAAAGGAGCUGGUCUGGCUGAUUUUAUUCAACCUGGACUUAUCCAGUUGCAACCCAAUUUAGACGAUUUCAUGGAUACUUUGGAACCGUUACACGAAUUGCUUUCUGGACGUUUGCCGCCAGUUGAAGAAGAGAUUGUCGCUGUGGAGGACAGUAUAGCUGGACGAGCAUCUGAUCAACUUACUCAACGCCGCAACGAUUUCCAAUCGCAUGACCAUUCGCCUUAUUGUGCCUCAACUUCUACCACUCCAGUCAGUGCCGCAACGAUAGUCGUCACAUCAUCCUCGCCGCAGACUUUGCUCAAUUAUAUGCCGAUGGAUCAGUCCAAUCCGUCUUAUUUAUCAAAUCCACAGUUCGCCAACGCUCAUCGAUCUUUGACAAGUCAGCAACAUUCGCGGCCACAGCAGCAGCAGCAGCAGUAUCAUCUGCAAUCACAGGAACAACUUCAACAGCAGCCGCACCCCAACGAACCCGUUUUCGGCCACCCCACAAAACUUGCCGUGUCACCGUCGUCGUCACAGAAUUCGGGAUUCGAGUCCAACGUUAAUGUUUCAUCAGGAACGUCUCACCAGCUGCAGUCCCAUCAAGUUCAUUCGCCGGACGGAUUCAUCGCCUCUGGAGGAUUCGAUAGUACGAAUUCUCAUGCUGGGACUUUCCAGCGACAGAAUAGCGGAGGUAGCGAGCAUGGAUUCGUCGUACCAACAGCACAGUUUCAAGGAAAACAACGCAGUCGAUCAAGAAGUGGGUCGGGAGCCAACACUGCUGGAAACGGCCCUACAGCCAUCUCGGCACAUGUGACCACUACUGCGCUUAGUGCCAGCCAGCCGGCGAUCGGAUCGAGUCGAGUUCAACGUAGCAAAGCCAGUGGAAAUUCAUGCAGCAGUAGUAGCCCAGCUCGCUUAUUGAGCAACUCAGCAGGCACUCAAGAGGGCAAUUUAUCACGUAGCAGUCGCGGUCUUGGACGUCUGCGCUCCAGUUCUGACUUGCAACCUAUCAUGCCUGUGCCUACGUCAGCAGUUUCGACCCCGGCUACUGUUAUACCUCGCACCAUUCUUCCCGAUAACAGCACUUUGCUGGCUCAGCUGUUGACGAACUCUAAUCAAAUAGGAGCACCAUCAACCACUUUAGUUUUAACUGCCGACCCGUCAGCUUCGCGGAUUCCCAUCAUUUUCCCACUUCAGAACACUGACUCAACGACAACUAAAUUGGAAAAACCGUUAACCUUGUUGCCCACAACUAUAAACCUUGAGUAUUCCAAUGAUGGUCGUGCCUACAAGCAGGAGCCGUCCUCGAAUGUGACCAUGGUGGAAGAGCCAGCAGCAAACCAAACUGCUUCACGCAGCAGAAGUAGCGAUGGCGAACGCACUCAGUACAGGGAGCACCGACGAGUGUGCCACAUCAACGCCGAACAGAAGCGUCGCUGCAAUAUCAAAAACGGUUUCGAUACUUUGCAGUCGCUAUUACCAGGCGGUGGAUCAACGGGUGGAUCUGGCAGUGGUCCAGCUGCGUCUAGCCAUGGCAAAGCUAGUGACGUUAGCAAAGCCGCCAUGCUCCAUCGCGGUGCGGAAUACAUCCGGCAGCUGCGCCAGGAGAGACAGCAGCAGCAAGAAGAAAUGGAUCAGUUGAAACAAAAUAUCGAAACGCUUAAUGCGGCCAUCAGCGGCUGCCAAGCACUCCUACCUGCUAAUGGUGCUCCCGUUUCACGCCAGCGUAAUAAUCGGAUGCGAGAAAUGUUUGACGAAUGGGUCCGAGUUCGAACUCUGCAGAACUGGAAAUUCUGGAUUUUUUCGAUAUUGAUCCAACCACUCCUCGAGUCCUAUAGUACGGCCCUUUCCGCUGCUACGUACGAAGAUCUCUGGCAAAGUGUUUUAAAUUGGGUUGACCAGUAUUGUUCUCUGAUAGCUCUUCGUCCUGUGGUAUUCAAUUCGCUCCGGAACUUGAGUAAAACAACCGACAUUAUAGCAAAUCCGUCUAGAUUACCGGCGGAAGCCACCCAAGCUGCCUGCAAUCCGGAUAGAACUACAACGCCCAACAACCUUCCGUCAACGACAUAAUCUUCCCCAUUCACCACCGUCAAAUCUACAAUUUUUUCUCCCCUCUGUCGAUCCCACAAAUUUUCAACAACUUUCAUUCCUCGAUAAAUUGCGAGGAAUUUCAAGUUUCAUGCGGCCUAUGUUCAUAAUCGAUGUAGUCAUUAUGUAGCAGAUGUAGCAUAACCCUAUUAUUAUAUAGACAGAUGGAGAUAUUUUUUUUCAGUUCGCAAUUUUAUCUAAUAGUGAAUUCAGUGAAGGUUUAUGACCUAGAUUUUUAGUUUAGUUUUUAAGAGUGAGAGAUGUAAUCCAGAGUCAUAGUGGAAAAAAGGCUAAGAAAAAAAAAACGAAAGAAAUAAUUUAAAAAAAGACGGAAUAGUUUGUAUUUGUCAUGGUAGAUUGUAAAUUGAUUUUUGGGUGGCUGUUAUUUUGGGUUUUGUCCUACCGUUUUGCCCCUAACUUCUGUAUCACAGGCGGCUCAAAAAAAUAUUUUUUUUUUGCUAACUCUUUAAAUACGAUAUGUUAGAACAGCCUGAUUUAUUUUUAUUACAGUUUUUUCCCACCUGCCUGGUUUGAAAAACAACAAAAUACUUCCCCAUCUAUUAAGUGUUUCAUAUUUACUCUGCUCCCCCCUCCCCCACACACAAUCGAACUUGGAAAAAACAAUUGAAAUACAUGUUUGUUUUAUUGUUA